AUGGCUCCCCUGGAAAAGGUGAUUGUUGUAUAUGGGAGUACUGGCACCCAGGGCUAUGCGGUAGCUUCAUCCCUCUUGAAAAGUCAACACAACUUCAUCGUCCGAGCACUCACCCGCAACCCAAAUUCGGAGAAGGCACAGAAUUUGGCGAAGAUGGGUGCGCAAGUGGUCAAAGCCGAUGGAUUCAGUGAUGAGGAGAUGAAUGCAGCACUCGCUGGCUCUUGGGGAUUUUGGUUAAACACACACCAUCAUGAUCAGGUGGUUCCCACGGAUGAGGACCUAGGACGCCGAUUGGUCAACAUCGCUGCCAAUCAAGGCGUCAAGGUCUUCAUUUACAGUACCUGCGAUUCACCCGAGAAGAUCUCAAAUGGAAAGACGCCUGUCCCUGGUAUGGAUGCCACGCACCGUGUGGAGAUGUAUGCUCGACAGUUCAAAGAGUUUGACGCUGUUAUCGGGGCCUUUCCCGGUUGGUACUUUGAAAAUCACAUCACUCCAGCUUAUGCGCAAGCCUUUGGAGGAUUUCCAAUGUUCCCGGAUGAGGAGGGAAUUUAUACAUUUACCAGUCCGGUACUAAAUGUUGGUGGUGAGGGAAAGGUGCAAACCAUCUCCGUGGCAGACGACUUUGGCGAAAUGGUACACGGGAUGUUUCUGGACCCUUUGAGGUGGAAGAAUCAAACUAUCCAAUGCCUGAGUGAUUCCUUUUCCUACGAAGAGAUGGUCACGGUCUUCAAAGAAGUAACCGGAAAGCCGGCUCGAUAUAUUCCCAUGGCUUCAUGCGAGGACUUCCCCACUCAGGGAAGCAGUGUUCUAAAAGAGCUCCAGGAUGUUUUUCGCUGGACUCAGUAUACGGGUGGAUUAUUCUUUGGUCAAACAGAUGAUUUCCAGACGUGUCAGCAUCUCAAAGAUGAGGCUCGCCGGGACAAGGGUUUGAAACCACAGCCGGUCGCUUCUUUGAAGAGCUACUUUGCUUUUCACUAUGGAGGCAAAACAUUUUAG
Molecule: messenger RNA, 996 nt
Organism: Penicillium manginii
Lineage: Eukaryota; Fungi; Ascomycota; Eurotiomycetes; Eurotiales; Aspergillaceae
Product: NmrA/HSCARG family protein
Exons: 5
Coding region: 1-996 (331 amino acids)
Source: RefSeq, a predicted model, not a curated record